AAGCGCCCCCUAGUGGCUGUCAGUGGUCACUGCUCGAUGUGGAUCAGCCGUAUGGUUCCCUGAUUUACGGCACUAAUCAAGCCUUGGUGUUUGUACCUGUACCCGGGCCAGAGUCGGCUGUUUGGGGUUAAACGAAGAACUGAUCCAGCACAGGAUGGCUCACCUCACUGAAGACCCCGCAGAGAAAGAGAGGUUCAUCUGUUUGUAUCCGAUCUACAUCAACAGUAAGAAGACUCUGGCUGAAGGACGGAGGAUCCCUGCAGAGAAGGCUGUGGAGAACCCGUCCUGCGCAGAGAUCAGAGAUGUCCUGACAGCCGCUGGGCUCAAUGUCUACGUAGAGAACAAGAUGCACCCCAGAGAGUGGAACAGGGACGUCCAGUUCAGAGGUCGAGUCAGAAUCCAGAUGAAGCAGACAGACGGCAGCCUGUGUCAGGAGAAGUUUACAUCCCGUAGAGACGUGAUGUUCUAUGUCGCGGAGAUGAUCCCCAAACUAAAGACGCGCACCCAGAAGAGCGGAGGAGGAGACACGAGCUCUCAGCAGGGAGAGGGAGGGAAGAAGAGCAAGAAGAAGAAGAAGUAGAAACACAGAAGCGUCCUCUCAUUUUUUAUUUACAUCAUUUUUAUUUGAGGUCCUUGAAGAAUGGAACCCUGAGCUCACACAGGAGCAGGUUUUUGAAAGGGUUCGAUGCCGCUGUGACCUCGGAAGGGGAUUCAGCUGCAGGAGGGAAUCAUCGUUUCUGUUCCCCUUGAACUCUCUCAUGUUUUUUGAUCUCACUGAACUGAGAUCUGUGAGACCUGCUCAUCAAACUCCAGCAGACGCAGAGAAAGGAACUGAUUUCUGUUAUUACAUAUAAUUAUUUACGUCAUUGUGUCUCUCUCAAGACGAGUUGAAUAAAUGGUUCACUUUCUCAUCCUU
Molecule: messenger RNA, 916 nt
Organism: Notolabrus celidotus (New Zealand spotty)
Lineage: Eukaryota; Metazoa; Chordata; Actinopteri; Labriformes; Labridae
Gene: srp19
Product: signal recognition particle 19
Exons: 5
Coding region: 155-580 (141 amino acids)
Biological process (GO): SRP-dependent cotranslational protein targeting to membrane; SRP-dependent cotranslational protein targeting to membrane, signal sequence recognition
Cellular component (GO): signal recognition particle, endoplasmic reticulum targeting
Molecular function (GO): 7S RNA binding
Source: RefSeq, a predicted model, not a curated record